Molecule: messenger RNA, 2483 nt
Organism: Tachyglossus aculeatus (Australian echidna)
Lineage: Eukaryota; Metazoa; Chordata; Mammalia; Monotremata; Tachyglossidae
Gene: SGO1
Product: shugoshin 1
Exons: 10
Coding region: 50-2122 (690 amino acids)
Biological process (GO): meiotic chromosome segregation
Cellular component (GO): nucleus; chromosome, centromeric region
Source: RefSeq, a predicted model, not a curated record
CCGCUUCGGCUCGGCCCGGCCCGGCCUUGCCUCGCCUCCAGGUAAGAAGAUGGCCAAAAAAAAUUGCCUCAAAAAAUCUUUCCAAGACAGCCUGGAAGAUAUAAAGGAACGAAUGAAAGAGAAGAGAAAUAAAAAACUAGCAAAGCUUGGCAAAAACAAUUCCAUCUUAUCUGCAAAGUGCAAAAUAAUCACCAAUAAUUCCACCCAGCUGAAAAGUUUCCAAGAAAACAACAGAGCGCUAGCUCUUGCUUUGGAAGAUGAAAGAAACAAGAUGCGAGAAGCCCAAACAGCCAUUCUGCAUUUGAAGAAAGAGUGCCAUUUCCUGAAAUUUCAGCUAUUUGGGCUUAAAAAAAAGCUUAUCUCUCAGAGGGCAGAAGAACCUGCACAGGCUAAAUUGUCAACUUUGAGAGGGAUUAUUUAUCAGGUCACCCAAAAAUUGGUAGAAACAGUUGACCUUCUUAAUCCAGCUAAAGACUUGUGUUCUUCUGAUCUUGAUCAGAGAAUAUAUUCCACAUUGAGAGAAGAAUACUUUGGGGAUGAUACUCUCACUGAUUUAACAGUAAAGGAUUCACGGGAAUUUCCAAGAUGUGUCCCUAUUCAUGAUGCUGGGCUACCAAGGAAAUCAGAAGUAUUUCAAAUGGAAGAUAAUGCAGCCGCAAAGAAGGAAAAGCAACUUGGAAUGACUUCUGGCCAGUCCUCUGGAAAUACUAUUACAAUCAGGAAAAAUUCUUUUAGAAGUACUGGUAGAAGAUCUGAUGUUCCUCAAGACCCACCGGAUUUUAAUAUUGAGAGUUCUUCGAAUGAAGAGGGUAGACCCACCUGUACUAGCUUACCCAAAGGAGUAUCUACCCGGCGUCACCGUUUGACAAAAAGUCAUAAUGAAUUAUGUGAUACUAUGCUUUUGGGUGAUUUGGAAACUACUUAUUUGUCAAGGGAAUUUUGUGAACGGGAUGGAACUGCAUUUAGUGAAAAUCCCACAGGCACCCUUGCAAUUGAAAAUCCUGAAGAAAAUAUUUGUCUGUAUGGCCAAGACCAGAUCACGUCAGUGAUGCUGAUGCAACCAGGUGCACCCACUGAAAUAAAAUGUACCCUUUUGGAUCCUCAACAGAAACAAAUUCAAGUUAAAAAUCGAGAUGUUCAAGCAGAAACAAGGCCACAGAAAAGAAAAUCCAGUGGGAUAAGAAAGCCUUCCAAAUCCGCAUCAAGAAGUAAAGAGCGGCAAAGCCGUGGUAAAAAGACAGGCCCUAAGGAGAAACUGGAAGAAUCAACUGGCACUGGUGAUGCCUACGAUUUUUAUCUUGAGGAGAGUGUUCACCUCACACCUUUCCGACCAAGCAAGGUGAACAAGGAGGAGAUGGAAGAAAAAUGCAUGACUGAUGAUAAUUUGAAAGAAAAAAGUGUGAGUUUGCCCGAAACGAGCAGCAGUGAAUCGAGUGGUGCCGAAGAGGAUUCAGACGAGCUCUAUGUACCUUUUAAAAAGAAGUCCAAAUUCAUGCAGAGUUUGGCUUGCAAAUCUGAUAUGGGCUCAGUCCCCAUGAGACCUCGUUCCAAGAGGUCAUUAAAGCCACAGAAAUAUGUUGAUGAAAAAGAGAACAACACCGCCAAGCUGACAAAUAUUGGUGCAGAUUGUGAAAAUCAAAAUCACUUGAAAGCUGUGUCCAUGGAUGAUCCUUCCGUGUUCAAGAUGGUUGAAAUGAAUUCAGAAGGAAAUGAAGAGGAAGAAGAAACAAGGAAGAACUUGUCCUCAGCAGAUAAUCAUUCCCUGAGGGAAGUGAAAGUUCUCCACAUAGGUGCAACCUCUGGAACUUGUCAAACCCCUCACCUCGGCCUGAAGGAUGUCACCAACAUCUCCUCGCCCUCUACUGCAAACUGCAGAAAUCGGUCCACCCCAUUCACCUGUACUGAGGAGAAGCCUGCUGUUUCCAUGCGGAAGCGCCGCUGCACCCUCAGUGUGAACUAUAAGGAGCCUGCACUUGCCACGAAACUCAGAAGAGGAGACCCGUUUACGGACACGUAUUUUUUGAAUUCUCCGGUUUUCAAGCAGAGGAAAUCUGGCAAACGCCGCUCUCUUAAAAAGGAUUCGCUCUCCAAAUACAACGAAGCUUUUGUUGGGUGUCGUUGAAAUUCAUCUUACACCCUCUUGUGCUGUUCAGGGAUUUUUAUGGGAUGUCACAGUAGUAGAAGUGCUGUAAAAAAGUUCUGCUUUUAAAGGAUAUUGAAAUCAUGGGAACUUCGUUUUUAAGAAAAUAGUUGUCUUGGACCUUCUAUGCAGAUCUGUUAUAGGAAAAUUAAUGUUUCCUAUUGUAGAAAUAAUUGGAACUACCUUUUAAAGCCUUAAAUUGAUUUGUGAGUAAAACUUAGUUUAAGUAGUAAUAGUUACUCCUCUUUUUAGUUUCCACAUAAAUGGAGAAUGAAGUCCUGAGCAUAAAUCUGUAUAUAUCUCUUGUGAACUCUGUAUGACAACUACUGGAAGCAAUAAAACU